Molecule: messenger RNA, 3992 nt
Organism: Platichthys flesus (European flounder)
Lineage: Eukaryota; Metazoa; Chordata; Actinopteri; Pleuronectiformes; Pleuronectidae
Gene: tnnt2c
Product: troponin T2c, cardiac
Exons: 1
Coding region: 2001-2837 (278 amino acids)
Biological process (GO): sarcomere organization; cardiac muscle contraction; regulation of muscle contraction
Cellular component (GO): troponin complex
Molecular function (GO): troponin C binding; tropomyosin binding; troponin I binding
Source: RefSeq, a predicted model, not a curated record
UUGAAUUGGUUCUUUCUUGGCCCAUGUCCCACCUACCUCCAGCAAGUGUUGUGGAAAUCCAAGCUCAAGUUUUUGCUUACAAACAAACAAACCGACAAACAUUUCAACCUCAACCAUAGAGAAUCCCUGAGUGACACUUAACUGCAGUGCACAGUGUCGUCCAGACGAGGUCACUGUGCAUCAAGGGUUUUUUCUAGCAGCUGCUUCUCGUGAGCAACACAAACUUUUCUUGAACUCAGAGACUCAAACUUUGCAGAAACACUGUUUUGAUUAUUACUGCUGUAUUCCUGAAGCUGCUUCAUUAUUACUCUGAUCUCACCAGGUAGACAGCCUCUUUACCUGUUUGUAUUUGAUUGUAAACCAGUUGCCUGAGGUUUAAACACACAGGAGUCCUACUGUAUCCCUCAUUCAGAGCUGUGUCUGUGUCUAUUCAUAGCCCUCGUCAUUUGUUGUCUGUCUUUGCUGAUGGACACAGUUGUCCCUUGGCAGCAGCGAGCGAGGGACCUUGAUUAUACUGGAGCCACCUGCUGUCCUCAUGUUGUGCACAGGCAUGUUGCAGCACAGCUUCGUCCACUCCGGGACGAGACAGACGCGGGACAUUCUCACACAGGCUUUAAGACUCGUUUCAUGGUCCUUUAAGGCCACGAUUAUAAUCUGAGCUCCAGAAGAUUUAUAGCGACACUGAAACAUAACGCCCAGAAGAUAACGUGUGAUCUACAGCAGAAUAACGUCCGAGGCUUCAUCCUAAGGAGGUGGCUGUUAAAUUGGGAUUCUCGCAUGCACCUGUCUCUCUUUGUCACUUAUCUCAUCCUCUGAAAAUUGCAUAUGUCCUUUUCCACUGAUAACUCAAGGCGUGAUAACAUACAUUCUCGACGUCGGCGUUUAAAUGUUGCCUCGUGGGUGCAAUUACGUUUUAAUCCUCUCGGUGCUGAAAGCAGAAAGCCUCCGAUUGCAAGAAUGUUUUCAUUACAUUUCAAAAUGGCGACGAGGUCGGAGCAGUAAAGCUCAUCUUGCACGUCAUUGUUCUUACUGAGGGUUUUUUAUGACCCCUGUGUCUCUUCAAACUGUUUUUUUGUUUGCAGGGAAAACUUUAGAUAAAUAAUAAUAACAGAUUCAUUUUGGCAAACAUCGGGGCUUCUCCUUACGUACAGAUAGAUUCACACAUUUCAAUUUACACUUACAGUCAUUUAUUUUGACUCAAAAAUAACCUUUGUCUGUUGGUGUGAAUACCUUGAAUGUCCCUGGCUCAGGAUAUUCAGGGUAUUAGCUCAAUUUGGAAAAUGUGACAGCUGCAACUUCCCAUCAUUAGAAUCCUCGCUGGCUCUUACGCACUUAAGAGAUCGCAAUUUGCGUCGUUAAUGGAAGUUCAUAAUCACUGCCUGCUCUUCAGCGGUGGCUAUUAAACCGUCACGAUGGAUUAGCAAGUUCCCGAAACCGCGGCUACAGUUGGAUGAUUCAUCGACGGCCCACGUACGUCACUGGAACGAUCUACGAUUUGUGUAGCAGUUGUGUUGCGUUAUUUUUUCUCUAUUUUUCUGCUCGGGAAUUUCUGCCUCUUGUCUGCGCAGGCGGCUCCUGAGGCCUUUAAAAGAAUGGAUUGUUAUUUGUUCUUGUUUUGUGGGACUGGAAAGCACAAGUGUGUGUGUGUGUGUGUGCAUCUGUGGUGAGUCUGAAAUAGUCUCUCAUCUUGUCCUUACAAAGGAAUGAGGAGCCCUGUAGGGUCAGAGUCGACAGCAGGGGGUCUUUAGGGGAUAAGUGGGGGUGUAUGUGACCGACAAGACUUGGUGAAGGAGAAAAUAGACCACUCCAUCUGUCUCAAAUCCGCCCUGCUGCUGACCCGCACUCUGGAGACUGUGGUCAGCUCCACGGUCACAUGGUGAUGGCGAAAGCCUUAAAACCCCCCGAGCUACAAACCCGAGACCCCAGUCAUCUCUGAAACACCAGCUGGUCUUGGAGUUCCUCCUGCCUUCUCUUGCCUGGACAGCUUCCGAGGUCCCAUCAUGUCCGACACUGAGGAAUUUGUGGAGGAGAAUGAACAGGAGGAGGAAGAAGAAGAAGAAGAGGAGGUGAAUGAGGAAGAAGAAGAGGAGCAGACGGAUGAUGAAGCAGAGAAGAAAGAGGAGCACGCAGAGGGGAACGAGCAUGAAGAAGAGUCUAAACCCAGACCCAAGACGACUUAUGUGCCAAACAUUGCUCCUCCAAAGCUCCCUGAUGGUGAGAAGGUGGAUUUCGACGACCUCCACCGCAAGAGAGUAGAGAAGGAUUUCAACGACCUCCAGACGCUGAUCGAGGUGCACUUCUCCAACCGGCAGAAGGAGGAGGAGGAACUGUUGGCGCUGCGUAGCCGAAUUGAGCACCGCCGCUCUGAGAGGGCCGAGCAGCAACGCGUCCGCACCGAGAAGGACCGUGAGCGCCAAACGCGGCUGGUCGAGGAGAGGACCAGGCGUGAGGACGAGGCCGCCAAACUGCGCGCCGACGAAGAGGCCAAGAAGAAGAAGAUAUUCACCAACAAGUCCUUUGGAGGCUACCUGCAGAAGGUGGACCAGAAGAAGGGCAAGAAGCUGACGGCGCGGGAGGAGAAGAAGAAGGCCUUGUUGGAGCGCAAGAAGCCGCUCAACAUCGACCACCUGAACCAGGAGAAGCUGGCGGAGAAGGCUCAGGACCUCUGGCAGUGGCUCCACCAGCUCCACGCCGAGAAGUUUGAUCUGUCCGAGAAGCUCAAGAGGCAGAAGUACGACAUCUCCGUGCUCCGAAACCGAGUCAACGACCACCAGAGGGGCUCCAAAGCGUCUAAGACCUCCCGCAGCGCCAAGGGAAAGGCAGGCUCCAGGAAGUGAGGGGCCCAAGUCACGGCAACUGGACUGCCAAGUCGUUCCUGGACUAUUUGGCCUGAAUUUACAACUUGUAUCAGAGAAGUUAUCACAGGGAUCGGGUGUAGAGUGAUGGGGAACCUCCUUUUUUCCAGGCCACCCGGGGAACUGAAGUGAGAGAAACGAAGCUAAUGAAGCCACAACAUCUUGAACGACAUUUGAGUAUCAACGUUCACUGUAUUCGUCUGCUCACAAGCUGUGAUUGAAAAAGUUUGUUUUACUUGUGUACUUAAGUAUUUUCACCUACACAUUUGUUCAUGUUUACUUCUUGUUUAUUCCUUUAUCUGAAAUGUGUGAUAAAUGGUUUUAAAAGUCUUCAUAAAAGCUGACAAAAUAUUUUUUGGUUUCCAAUAAAUCACGACUCAAACCUUUUGAAACACGUCUCUGCCUUUUGAUGCUCUGUAAUUUUUUAGAAUUUGACUGAGUGACUGGAUAAGAUCAGUGUGUCUGUUUGUGUGUGUGUGUGUGUGUGUGUGUGUGUGUGUGUGUGUGUGUGUGUGUGUGUGUGUGUGUGUGUGUGUGUGUGUGUGUGUGUGUGUGUGUGUGUGUGUGUGUGUGUCUGUGUGUGUGUGUGUGUGUGUGUGUGUGUGUGUGUGUGUGUGUGUGUGUGUGUGUUUGUGUGUUCGGGGGGGUUGUUAAAUGUUUAAAAACAGCUGUUGCACAGCUGAUUUCUUUACGCAGCUGAUUCAGUCUAUUUUCAGCUCAGGGCGAGUCACAAAGAGGAAGAAGCAUCUCACAAAAGAGUUUGAAUUCCUAAAGCUUUCAUACAACAACGACAAAGACACCAAAUCUGCGAUCUUUUAAUUUUGUGCAAUUUAAAAUGAGUAGAAUCCAGAUUUUGUUUUCAUUUAAGAAAAUUCCAGUAAUAGACAACACACAUGUGUCAUCAGCUGGAUCAACAGGUUACUGUAGCAGCUGCUUCUAUUUCUGAUUCUAAUCACCUUCUGAUUUCUUUAAUCAAAUCAGGAUUAUGUUUCAUAGGGCCACUCACUUUACAUCCACUCACUUUACAUGUGUGUCCUGAAAACAUCCUCCUCUCGGUCAAGUCAAUGUCAAAGUAUAGAGUAGUGUCACGCUUUUCCCUCUAGGUGGCACCAGAGCACCAGUUUGUGAUGUAUAACU